Messenger RNA from Nilaparvata lugens (brown planthopper), 828 nucleotides. RefSeq lists its product as uncharacterized. The transcript has a single exon. The record is from RefSeq and is a predicted model, not a curated record. The coding region runs from base 1 to 828 and encodes 275 amino acids. NCBI's taxonomy places the organism in Eukaryota, Metazoa, Arthropoda, Insecta, Hemiptera, Delphacidae.
AUGUAUGCUGAUGAUGUGAAACUUUUUGAUGUGGUGUCGCAUGGUACAGGGCGCAAUGCACUGCAGUCUUCACUCUUGAACAUUGAUAAAUGGUGUUUGGAUAAUGGCAUGGCACUGAACACUGCUAAGUGUGUGAUGAUGUCUUUCAGACGUGGGUCCAAUAUCCUUGAUAUUCAAUAUGUCCUGCAGGGUGCUCCUCUGAUAAGAGUGUUUAAAUUCAAUGACCUUGGGGUUACCAUGAGUCCCUCCCUUAGUCCUUUGGAGCAUGUGUGUGGGAUAACAGCCAAGGCUAGGUCACUGCUUGGAUUCAUUUUCAGGUCCUCUAGAGAUUUCAGAUCUCCUCAUAGUCUCCUGGUUCUGUUCAGGGCACUGGUCCUUCCUGUUAUGGAGUAUGCUUCUGUCAUAUGGUCCCCAUACCACCAAUACCAGAUUGAUAUGCUACAGAAGGUCCAGAGACGUUUUGUGAGAAUGCUUGGCUGCAGGAUGGGGUUUGCAUACUUUGAUGUGCCUGUGGAGGAAAUUGAGAGACAUUUUGGCCUUUUACCUUUGGCUUCUAGGAGGAGACUCUUCGACUUGAUGCUUCUUUACAAAUUGGUGAAUGGAGCAUUGGACUGCCCGGAAUUGUUGGCUGGCAUUGAUAUCUGUGCUCCAAGAGGGACCCGCUCCAGGACGAUCUUCAGACGACGUCUUCAUACAACAGCUUACGCAUACAAUAGUGGUUUGUCAAGGGUGCUGCGAUCUGGUUGUGAGGCUGCUGCGGCAGGAAUUGAUUUCUUUGAUGUGUCCGUGGUAGCUUUCAGGAGGGCAGCCAUGCGGUGGGGACUCUAG